AUGAGGACGGGGGCGGAGGCAGCGCUGCCGCGAGGCGCGCGCGCGCUGGCGCCGCUGCUGUGGGUGGCGCGCGCGCUGGGGCUGGCGCCGUUCGCGCUGCGCGGGCCGCCGGCGCGGGUGGCGCGGGCGCCGUGGGCGCUGGCGGCGAGAGCGCUCUGGGCCCUGGCGCUCGGCGCCGCCGCGGCCGUGCGCCAGGACCCCAACGAGAAGGGCGAGUACCAGGGCGUGCGCACCUCCCUCGAAGACGUCUUCUACUACUUCAACUGGCUGCUCUUCACCGUCUUGCCGCUGGCGCAUGCAGUCUACGCGACGACGUCGUUCUGCGCGCGGCAGGCGCGGCAGCUGCUGCUGUCCCUGGGGGCGGCGGAGGGGCGCCUGGCCGCUGCCGGGGGCUGCUCCGAGCCGCUGCCUGGCCGUUGCGUCGCGCUCCAGCUCGCCGCCCUCACGACUGUUUGCGUGCUGCACGUUUCCAAUCACAUUUAUUUCCAAAACGGAAAUGUACUGACGCACUACGCAUCCUUCGUCUGCUUGCUCUUCUACAUGUACGUGACUAUGAGCCUGGGGAAGCCCCUGACUUUGGCCUACUGCACCUUCGGCUUCGUGGAGAACGCUGCCCAGAUGACUGCGACGGUGGCGCUGAGCGAGGCGGUGGCCAGAGCGGCUAGAGCCUUGCGCCUCAAGGCCAUGCGAACUCUGCUCUGUGUCCAGGACCACUUGCUGGUGAGUUUUCUUGGGCCUGGUCGAUUCCUCCAAAGACAUGCUUUCUUCUGUGAGACUGUUGGCUGUUGGAUGUGCCCAAGUUCGGGGAGCCAAUCAGCAACGUGACGUACCCCGUGGGCCGCGAGGCGUCGCUGGCGUGCGUGGUAGAGGACCUGGCCACCUACAAGGU
Messenger RNA from Gryllus bimaculatus (two-spotted cricket), 889 nucleotides. The record is from the annotation of a GenBank genome assembly. Lineage: Eukaryota; Metazoa; Arthropoda; Insecta; Orthoptera; Gryllidae.